AUGCUCUCCACGCACUUCCCCACGCAUUCGAUCGGCCUGACGAGCUCCUCGCGCCCGAGCACCAACAGCACCGGCGACGGCAGCGCGUACGGCCCACCCGGUGCGCCUGGGCCUUCUGGCGCCGCAGAUCACCUGUCUGCGCCGCCCGGUCUCCCGAGCAUAUCGCCCUUUAGCACCCGGCCCAACAGCAGCCACGGCUGCCCCGGCUCGCCAAUGGACCGCCCGACGCUGCCACCGCUCAGCUCUCUCAGCCGCCCCGGCACCGCCGGUGGUGCCGGCGGCAGAGGCGACGAGCCGCUCGCAGUCGGCAUCGGCGCCACAGGCGCUGCGGCCGGCGGCGGCGGACGCAACUCUAUCUCCGGCCUCGCAGGGGGAGUGGGAGGUGAUGCUGCCAUCCGCCUUCCGUCGUCUCGCGCCAACAGCCUCUCGUUCGGAAACAGGCUGCCCUCGCGCUCCGGCCCGCGCGGCGAUGCGCUCGACUUCCACACGGCAUCUUCGUCGUUCGCGCUCAUGAACAAGUCGCCCGCGUUUGCUUCUGGGCCCGUCUUUGGUGGCUCUGUGGCAGGUGCAGUCCUGGAAAAGGACCGCUUGCCUUCGCGUGGUGGCCUCCCCGUCGGCUUUCUGGGCAUGGGCGGAACGGCAGAUCGCUCACGCGCGCGAGGAUCCGCAGGGGGCAACGUGAAUGGCAUCGCCACAGGCACUGGCGCUGCGCCAUCCUCCUCGGUGCGCACCAGCCCGGACGACUCUCUGUUCCAAUUCCAUCCGCCUCCAUUGGACCGCGUGCGCGACGAUCGCGACCUCAAGCGCCCCACCGACGACAUGAACGACGGGCGCGCGCACAAGCGCUUCGCGACGAUGGGCGAUGCACCUUCUUGCGGCGAGGUGGUCGCCGCCGCUGGUGGUAGUGGGGGUGGAGGUAGUGGGCUGGGAGGGGGCAGGCCGCCUUCACGCCGCGUGUCGAUCGCCGAUCUGUGCGGGCCGUCGAAUGGGGAUGCUGACGAGGCGGACGUUGAGGACGCGCUCGCAGGUGUCGGGGGCGCUCGAUCGUGA
Molecule: messenger RNA, 1050 nt
Organism: Tilletiaria anomala UBC 951
Lineage: Eukaryota; Fungi; Basidiomycota; Exobasidiomycetes; Georgefischeriales; Tilletiariaceae
Exons: 1
Coding region: 1-1050 (349 amino acids)
Source: RefSeq, a predicted model, not a curated record